AUGACGUCGUCCCUCCUCCGCCCGACGUCCCUCUUCCUCAUUGCCGCGCUCCUCCGCCUCAUCCUCCUCGUCUACGGAUCCUUGCAGGACGCCCGCUCCGCCAUCAAAUACACAGACAUAGACUACCUCGUCUUCACCGAUGCGUCGCGCUACGUCUGGCAGGCGCAAUCCCCCUACGCCCGCGACACCUACCGCUACACCCCUCUGCUCGCAUGGCUCCUCCUCCCCACGGUGUCCUUCUUCUCCUUCGGCAAGAUGGUCUUUGCGCUCGCCGACCUGCUGGCAGGCUGGCUCAUCCUACGCAUCCUCCGCCGGAGGGGCAUGUCUCCCGAGCGGGCAGGCGCCUUCGCCGCGCUCUGGCUCUGGAAUCCCAUGGUGGCAACCAUCAGCACGAGGGGCAGUUCCGAGGGCCUCCUGGGCGUCCUGGCCACCGCACUCGUGUGGGCGGUGGAAAGCAGGCGCGUGGACCUGGCAGCCGUCAUCCUGGGCCUCGGCGUGCACUUCAAGAUUUACCCUUGCAUCUGGGCGCCCGCCAUUGCGUGGUGGAUGGACGCCGAGCACAUGCAGGGGACCAGGACGCCGCGCAAACCACCUCCAGGCCAUCGCAUCGCAGGCUUCGUGUCCAGGGACAGGAUCCGGCUCGCGGCCGUGAGCCUAGCCACGUUCGUGGGCCUCAAUGUCGUCAUGUACGCCGUCUACGGCCGCCCAUUCCUCGUCCACACCUUCUUCCACCACCUCGCCCGCAUCGACCACAGGCACAACUUCUCGCCCUACAACAUCGUGCUGUACCUCAGGUCCUCGGCGCCGCACACCUCCUUCCUGCACGCCGAGUCGCUCGCCUUCCUCCCGCAGCUGUCGCUCUCGUGCGUCCUCAUCCCGUUCGUCCUGGCCAAGAAGGAUCUGGCCACGACCAUGAUGGCCCAGACAUUCGCCUUUGUCACGUUCAACAAGGUGUGCACCUCGCAGUAUUUCCUGUGGUACCUGGUCUUCUUGCCCUUGUACCUGCCCACGUCGUCGUUCCUGCGCAAACCACGUCUCGGAAUCGCCGCCUUGGUUCUGUGGGUCGUGUCGCAAGCAGCCUGGCUGCAGCAGGGCUAUCAGUUGGAGUUUUUGGGUCGCAGCACCUUCUUCCCUGGUCUGUGGGCGUCGUCGACAGCCUUCUUCCUCGUCAACUCUUGGAUACUGGGCAUCAUCAUCGGCGACGGUGUCAACGCAACACCCAUGGCGCACAGCUCAGUCAGUAGCUCCUAA
This is a messenger RNA of Metarhizium album ARSEF 1941, 1251 nucleotides long. RefSeq names its product Mannosyltransferase, DXD. The transcript is spliced from 3 exons. Gene Ontology annotation, cellular component: glycosylphosphatidylinositol-mannosyltransferase I complex; membrane. Bases 1 to 1251 code for a protein of 416 amino acids. Gene Ontology annotation, biological process: GPI anchor biosynthetic process. NCBI's taxonomy places the organism in Eukaryota, Fungi, Ascomycota, Sordariomycetes, Hypocreales, Clavicipitaceae. The record is from RefSeq and is a predicted model, not a curated record. Gene Ontology annotation, molecular function: alpha-1,4-mannosyltransferase activity; GPI mannosyltransferase activity.